AUGAUGAAACUUCGUCAAACAAUAAAUAACAAGGGACUUCAGCCUCUUUUAGAUAUAAUUAAUGAUCUCGGGGGAUGGCCAAUGGUGGUUGGUAACGCAUGGAAUGAAAGCAAGUUUGAUUGGAUGAGAACUUUCUAUAAAUUGCGACAAUAUGGUUAUCUAGACUAUAUUUUAGGAAUAAUUGUUGGAGUCAAUAAAAAUAACAAAUCCAAACCUACAAUUGAAAUUGUGGAAGGAACUACCGCUUUAGAGCCCGAAAUUUUAACAAGUGGAUGGAGUCAUCCAAGAUUACAAAGCUACCACAAAUACAUGUUCGAUGUAGCAACACUUCUUGGAGCUGAUGCUCAAAUAGCAGACUGGGAAGUUUAUAAGACUAUCGACUUUGAAGCCAAGUUAGCAUACUACGUUGAUGACUCUCUUGUAAAUGAAUUCGUCGGAUCCAUAGCAGACGUGGCCUUUAAUGUACCUCAAAUACCAUGGUUGGAUUUGAUAAACAAUUUGACCUCUCCAGUAGCUAACUUUACGAUGACCGAUGAAAUUCGAGUAUUUAAUCAAGUAUAUUUGAAUGAUCUCCCACUGAUUUCAAAUAUAAGCAAAAGGACGGUGGUUAAUUACUUAAUAUGGAGAGUUAUCGAUGACUCAGCGCCCUAUAUAAGUAACGACAUUCGACAACUAUAUGAUAAUUUUAACGAUAUAAAUGAGCCCAGACAUAAGCACUGUCUAAAUCUUCUAAUGGAUGAUGAUGUCGGAAUACCUGUUGGCGUAGAUGCUAUUUACAUAAAAAAAUAUUCUAAUAAUGAUACAAGAGAUGAUGUUCAAAAUAUUAUACAAUAUAUAAAAGGUCAAAUGGAUUUCUUUAUAAAUCAGCUCACGUGGUUGGAUAAUCAAACUAGGAAUGGAGCCUUAGAAAAAGUACAUCGUAUGGAAAAAUAUACUACCCUGAUGACUUCUACAAUUACACAAAAAUGGAUAUGUUCAGUUCUAAAAAUAAGUGCUGCCAUGCUUCAAUCACCACUAUAUAGAGCUGAUUGGCCAAAUUACAUGAAAUAUGGCAUUGUAGGGGAGGUCAUUGGCCAUGAAAUGAUGCACGCAUUUGACAAUGGAUCAUUUCGCUUUGACGCGACCGGCAACUUGACUCAGUGGUACACAAACCAAAGUGCGUUGGAAUAUGAGAACAAAAUGCAAUGCUUCGUACAGCAUUAUGAAAAGUACCAUAUCAAAAGGCUAAAUUUAACUGUCAAUGGAAGCCGUACCUUGAAUGAAAAUCUUGCCGAUUAUGCUGGUGUGGUGAUGGGAUAUACCGGGUACAAAGAAUGGGUCGAAAAAAAUGGAAAAGAAUUGCCGCUUCCAGGGCUCAAUUACACCCCAGAGCAAAUCUUCUGGAUUAUGGUUGCUUCUCAAGACUGCAGCAAAUCUCGGCGAUCACAUAAAGAGUAUAUGUUGUUGAAUGAAGGGCAUACACUCGAAAAGUUUCGCGUGUUUGGUAUGGUGUCGAAUUCAGCCGACUUUGCGAAAGAUUUCAACUGUCCUGUUGGUUCAAGAAUGAAUCCUAAGAAAACAUGUAGCCUCCUGUGA
Molecule: messenger RNA, 1575 nt
Organism: Nasonia vitripennis (jewel wasp)
Lineage: Eukaryota; Metazoa; Arthropoda; Insecta; Hymenoptera; Pteromalidae
Product: neprilysin-2-like
Exons: 7
Coding region: 1-1575 (524 amino acids)
Biological process (GO): protein processing
Cellular component (GO): plasma membrane
Molecular function (GO): metalloendopeptidase activity
Source: RefSeq, a predicted model, not a curated record